Molecule: messenger RNA, 5218 nt
Organism: Daucus carota subsp. sativus
Lineage: Eukaryota; Viridiplantae; Streptophyta; Magnoliopsida; Apiales; Apiaceae
Product: myosin-6
Exons: 39
Coding region: 269-4810 (1513 amino acids)
Biological process (GO): vesicle transport along actin filament; actin filament organization
Cellular component (GO): actin cytoskeleton; cytoplasm; myosin complex
Molecular function (GO): ATP binding; actin filament binding; microfilament motor activity
Source: RefSeq, a predicted model, not a curated record
AAGGAAACAGAGAAGAAAACAAAAUAAUUCAAAAAGAAAAUCACGAGAAAACGGUGCAUCUAUACAUACACCUAUACUUACACAAAUAUUUACAGCUUAUUUUUCGAAGCUGUAACAUACACGUAUAGCAGCUCAUUCGUUAAUUCAUCAUUUCUGUUAAAUAUUUUCAUUUCAUUUUAUUCGUUGUUAUUGUUUUGUGUUGUUGAUCUGUUGGAGCUGUGAUUGAAGCGGUUGAGUUGAAGAUCUGAUCGAGCUGAGCUGCGGAGAUAUGGUUGUCUUGGCCAGCUUAGGGAUCGGAUCUUUUGUCUGGGUUGAGGAUCCGGACGAUGCUUGGAUAGACGGGGAAGUUGUAGGUGUCAAUGGAGAGAAAAUUGAAGUUCUUUGCACUUCAGGGAAGACGGUGGUGGUUAGUUCUUCCAAUGUCUACCCCAAGGAUGCUGAAGCACCGCCAUGCGGAGUGGAUGAUAUGACAAAACUUGCUUAUUUGCAUGAGCCAGGGGUUUUAAGUAAUUUAAAAUCUAGAUAUGAUAUCAAUGAAAUAUAUACUUACACAGGAAACAUUUUAAUUGCUGUAAAUCCUUUUAGAAGAUUACCACAUUUGUAUGAUAGCCACAUGAUGGCACAGUAUAAAGGUGCUGCCUUUGGUGAGCUAAGUCCUCACCCAUUUGCUGUUGCUGAUGCAGCAUACAGAGUUAUGAUCAAUGAGGGUAUCAGUCAGUCGAUUUUGGUUAGUGGUGAGAGUGGGGCUGGUAAAACCGAAAGCACAAAGCUGCUUAUGCAUUAUCUGGCUUAUAUGGGAGGAAGAGCAUCGACUGGGGGAAGGUCAGUUGAGCAGAAAGUCCUAGAGUCCAAUCCUGUCCUAGAAGCUUUUGGCAAUGCAAAAACUGUCAGAAACAAUAACUCUAGUCGAUUCGGGAAGUUUGUUGAGAUUCAGUUCGAUCAGAAGGGAAGGAUUUCAGGAGCUGCUAUCAGAACUUAUCUAUUGGAAAGAUCCCGUGUUUGUCAACUCUCUGACCCUGAAAGGAACUAUCACUGUUUUUACAUGCUUUGUGCUGCACCACAAGAGGAGCUCCAGAGGUACAAGUUGGGAAAUCCAAGAACAUUUCAUUAUCUUAACCAAUCAAAUUGCUAUGAGAUAGAUGGAUUGGAUGAAUAUAAAGAAUAUGAGGCAACAAAAAGGGCAAUGGAUGUUGUUGGAAUCAGCAGUGAGGAGCAGGAAGCAAUUUUUCGAGUUGUGGCUGCAAUACUCCAUCUAGGUAACAUUGAAUUUGCGAAAGGAUUGGAAAUGGACUCAUCUGUGCCCAAAGAUGAUAAAUCGUGGUUCCAUCUAAGAACUGCAGCUGAAUUAUUCAUGUGUGACAUUAAGGCUUUGGAGGAUUCCCUCUGCAAACGCGUUAUAGUGACCCGUGAUGAAACCAUCACCAAGUGGUUGGACCCAGAUUCUGCAGUCACGAGUAGAGAUGCAUUGGCGAAAGUCGUGUACUCGCGAUUAUUUGACUGGCUUGUGGAUAAGAUAAAUAGUUCAAUUGGCCAAGAUCAUGACUCAAAAUACUUAAUCGGGGUGCUUGAUAUUUAUGGAUUUGAAAGUUUCAAGACAAACAGUUUUGAGCAAUUUUGCAUCAACUUGACAAAUGAGAAACUUCAACAACACUUUAAUCAGCAUGUUUUUAAAAUGGAGCAAGAGGAAUAUACCAAAGAAGAAAUUAACUGGAGCUAUAUUGAAUUCAUUGAUAAUCAAGAUAUAUUAGAUCUCAUUGAAAAGAAACCAGGUGGCAUUAUAGCUCUUCUGGAUGAAGCUUGCAUGUUUCCAAGGUCAACUCAUGAAACAUUUGCCCAAAAGCUCUACCAGACGUUUAAGAACCACAAUCGAUUCAGCAAGCCUAAACUCUCUCGUUCUGAUUUCACCAUUGGCCAUUAUGCUGGUGAUGUCACUUAUCAAACGGAUCUGUUUCUGGACAAAAACAAAGAUUAUGUUGUAGCUGAACAUCAAUCACUCCUAAAUGCAUCCUCCUGUUCAUUCGUGUCAAGUUUGUUUCCACCAUCCGAGGAUUCCUCGAAAUCCUCAAAGUUCUCCUCUAUAGGAUCGCGUUUCAAGCAACAACUGCAAUCAUUGCUUGAAACCCUCAGUUCAACUGAGCCUCAUUACAUCCGAUGUGUAAAGCCUAAUAAUCUUCUCAAGCCAGCUAUAUUUGAGAACCAUAAUGUUUUACAACAACUACGUUGUGGGGGAGUCAUGGAGGCAAUCAGAAUAAGCUGUGCUGGAUAUCCUACUAGAAAACCGUUUUAUGAAUUUGUGGACCGUUUUGGGAUCCUUGCUCCUGGAGUUUUAACCGGAAGUUCGGAUGAGAUUAAAGCUUGCAAGAGUCUUCUGGAAAAGGUGGGACUUGAAGGUUAUCAGAUUGGUAAAACAAAAGUAUUUCUAAGAGCUGGUCAGAUGGCCGAGCUGGAUGCUCGCAGAAUUGAGGUUUUAGGAAGAUCGGCUAGCAUUAUUCAGAGGAAAAUUCGUUCGUACAUGGCUCAAAAAAGCUUUAUUUUGUUGCGUCAGUCUGUUUUGCAGAUCCAAUCUGUGUGCAGAGGAGAACUUGCUCGGCAUAUCUAUGGUGGCAUGCGGAGAGAAUCCUCUAGCAUAAUAAUCCAAAGGAAUUUGCGUAUGCAUCUUGCUAGAAAAGCUUAUCAAGAUCUGUGCUGUUCCGCCAUUUGCAUUCAGACAGGUAUCCGAGGAAUGGCUGCACGUAGUGAUCUUCACUUCAGGAGACAGACCAAAGCAGCAAUUAUAAUUCAGAGCCACUGCCGUAAAUUUUUAGCACACAUGCACUAUCAGGAGCUGAUGAAAGCUGCCAUUACCACACAAUGUGCAUGGAGAGGAAAAGUCGCUCGUAAAGAGUUGCGAGCACUUAAGAUGGCUGCAAAGGAAACCGGUGCUCUCCAAGCUGCCAAGAAUAAAUUAGAGAAGCAAGUUGAGGAACUGACAUGGCGCCUACAGCUGGAGAAACGAAUGAGGGCUGAUCUGGAAGAAGCGAAAACACAAGAAAAUAUCAAAUUACAAUCUGCUUUGCAAGAUGUGCAACUUCAGUUUAAGGAAGCUAAAGAUUUGCUGAUAAAAGAACGUGAGGCUGCCAAAAAUUUAGCAGAACAAGCCCCUGUCAUACAGGAAGUCCCAGUUAUUGAUCAAGGGCUGAUGGAUAAGCUUGCUGCUGAAAAUGAGAAUUUGAAGAUUAUGGUCAGCUCUCUUGAAGUGAGAAUUGGCGAAACAGAGAAAAAAUAUGAAGAGACAAGUAAACUUAGUGAGGAGAGGUUAAAGCAGGCCUUAGAGGCAGAGUCUAAGCUAGUUCAGUUAAAGACGGCUAUGCACAGGCUCGAGGAGAAAGUAUCUGACAUGAAAGCUGAGAACCAAAGCCUUCGCCAAGAAUUGUCAAGUUCACCUGUUAAACGAGGGAUAGAAUAUCCAUCAGUUCCACCAACUAAGAAUUUAGAGAAUGGAAACAUUGUAUCUGAAGAUAGCAGAUUCAGUGAACAACCUGGUACACCUGCUAAGAUUAUGGGAACUGAGUCUGAUAGUAACUUGAAGAGACCCCCAGUUGAUCGUCAACAUGAGAAUGUUGAUGCUCUUAUUGACUGUGUCAUGAAAGAUGUCGGGUUCAGUCAAGGUAAACCUGUUGCUGCCUUUACAAUUUACAAAUGUCUUGUACACUGGAAGUCUUUAGAAGCUGAAAAGACUAGUGUGUUUGAUCGUCUCAUUCAGAUGAUUGGUUCAGCAAUAGAGGAUCAAGAUAACAACGAGCACAUGGCAUAUUGGCUGUCGAAUACAUCCACAUUAUUAUUUUUGCUUCAAAGAAGCUUAAAGCCUACUGGUGCUCCUGGUGGAAGUUCAGCACGAAAACCACCACAGCCGACAUCGCUUUUUGGAAGAAUGACAAUGGGAUUUCGCUCGUCCCCUUCUUCUGUUAACCUUGCUGCCGCCGCCGCCGCUGCACUUGAGGGAGUGCGGCAAGUUGAGGCCAAAUAUCCAGCGUUGCUUUUUAAGCAGCAACUCACGGCAUAUGUUGAGAAAAUAUAUGGCAUAAUACGAGAUAACUUGAAGAAAGAGCUGGGAUUGUUUCUUUCUCUGUGUAUCCAGGCACCAAGAACAUCCAAGGGAGGUGCACUAAGAUCUGGACGUUCUUUUGGCAAAGAUUCUCCUACAAAUCACUGGCAGAGCAUUAUUGAUUGUCUCAACACUCUUCUCAGUACACUGAAAGAAAAUUUUGUACCGCCCAUCAUUGUUCAGAAGAUAUUCGCUCAAGUAUUCUCGUAUAUUAAUGUACAGCUCUUUAACAGUCUUUUACUACGUCGUGAGUGUUGCACAUUCAGCAAUGGGGAGUAUGUAAAAUCUGGGUUGGCAGAGCUAGAGCAGUGGUGCUGCCAAGCAAAAGAGGAGUAUGCAGGCUCGGCUUGGGAUGAACUUAAGCAUAUUCGACAGUCUGUUGGAUUCUUGGUUAUACAUCAGAAAUACAGAAUUUCUUAUGACGAGAUCACUAAUGAUCUGUGCCCGAUCCUAAGUGUCCAGCAGCUGUACAGAAUAUGCACUCUGUAUUGGGAUGAUAACUACAAUACUCGAAGUGUAUCAACUGAUGUCAUCUCGAGCAUGAGGAUACUAAUGACUGAGGACUCGAACGAUGCUGCCAGCAAUUCUUUUCUAUUGGAUGACAAUUCCAGCAUACCCUUCUCAGUCGAAGACCUUUCCAGUUCAUUGCAAGUGAAGGAUUUCUUGGAUGUCAAACCUGCGACUGAUCUUCUUGAGAAUUUAGCCUUUCAGUUUUUGCACGAGUAAGGUUAAAAGAUGAUCAAGCUGCUUUUAUUACAUAUGCCAAGGUACAGAAAAUUAAAUAUACUUAGCCGGAAUAUAUUGUUGUUGUAGAUCCAUUCUUUGUUACGGUACAAUAUUAUUUUCUGUUAUCCCUGCCCUCGCUGUAUACCAUUCUUUUGAUUUUGUAUUUUAAAAUUUAUUACCAAGUGGGGGCAGGGGCUCUGCUGGUUCAAGUGUGCAGUGCAUCUUGUUUUAUAUUUUUUGGUUCUAUCAUGCUGGGAGCAUUCUUUUUAGUGAUAUAGGAGGCAAGCAUUUUGUCAUAGAUAGUCCGGUUGAAAGUUUUGUUCACCUCUUCACCAAUAUACAUUUUGUUUUGUAAAUGAAUCAAGAAUAUUAAUGGACAACUAUAUGAAGUAUUUUUUUAAUUCUUUA